Trichoplax adhaerens is the source of this 948-nucleotide messenger RNA. RefSeq lists its product as uncharacterized. Bases 1 to 948 code for a protein of 315 amino acids. NCBI's taxonomy places the organism in Eukaryota, Metazoa, Placozoa, Uniplacotomia, Trichoplacea, Trichoplacidae. The transcript is spliced from 9 exons. The record is from RefSeq and is a predicted model, not a curated record.
AUGUUUAUGCCAUCAAGAGGUGGAUCCCGUGGAGGCAAGGAUCAAUUCGAUUGGGAUGAUGUUAAAGCAGAUAAAUAUAGAGAGAAUUAUCUAGGCCAUUCCGUUAUGGCACCUAUUGGUCGAUGGCAAAAGGGAAAAGACUUAACUUGGUACAAUAAAGAUAAAAAACAAAAGGAAGCUGAUCGUAAAGCUGAAAUGAUGGCAGUGAAAGAGCAAGAAUCGAUGGCUCUCAACGUUAUGUUGGGUAGAACUGAUGCCAAUUCCGCUCGUUCCAAUAACUUAACAAAGACUGAAAUAUCUGAUUUGUUUAAGAGGGGCCAAACCGAACGAGAUGAUGGUGAUAUUGAACGCAUGCAAGGAGUUGGCUUUUUAAGUGCUAGAGCUGCCUUAAUGGCUCCAGAUUCGGAAACUAAUAAAGGUGUUGGAAAGUCGAAUAUGACUGUUUACGAGAAAGUGGUAGAACCUGGUGAUGCGGUCACGAAGGACGCGGGGAAGAAAAAGAAAAAGAAGGAAAAAAAGGAAAAGAAGAAAAAGAAGAAAAAGCAUUCUAGCCAUAAUCAUAGUUCAGAUGAUGAUAAUCGGAAAAACUCUGACCCUGACUCGCAUCCCGGUGUACAUAGUGUUAAAAAUAGUGUGGGUGAAGGGCGAAGGAGGCAUGAUUCUUCAUCUGAUGAAGACGCAAAUGAUUUACGAUACUCCGCUAAAGAUAAGCGCAGUGAUUAUAGUUUUAAUGACGAUAGGAAAUAUUCUGAAAAUCGAUCUAGUAGGGGGCGGCCUAUCGAUAAGGUGCCUACUCGGCGUUAUAAGCAUUCUCCUGACGAAGUGGACAAAAGACGAGAUCGCACGUAUCAUCAUCGUCAUCAUCGAGAUCGAAGUCCCCAUUCAGAAAGCAGUAGAGACCAUGAUAGAUAUAAGCCACGAAAAAAACCUCAUAGUUCAAAAUACUAG